This is a messenger RNA of Didymodactylos carnosus, 600 nucleotides long. The record is from the annotation of a GenBank genome assembly. NCBI's taxonomy places the organism in Eukaryota, Metazoa, Rotifera, Eurotatoria, Philodinida, Philodinidae.
AUGUUUUAUUUCGAAAAAAUUUUAAUUCUUUUUCUUCUACUUGUUGUAACAUUUGUCAAUGGUUGGUUCAAUAAUCCUUUAUGGUUUGAAAAUAAUCAAAAUCGUUUUGAACAACGUUUUAAUCGACCUAGUUACUGGUCAGAUACAGAUGAAAUUCGUUAUGAUAAAAAUCGUUUAUUUCCUAAUUUAUUCAAUCGAAAUCAAACAAUAUAUGAUAUGAUAACAUCGAUUAUGGUUAGAAUGCAAAAACAAUGGAAUGACAUAUUCAAACAAUUUGAUUUUAAUACAAAUAUUGUUAAUAAAAAUCCAUCAACAUUCGAUAAUAUUGAACCAAAAUGCACUGUAAACGUGGAUAAACGAAAUCCUGAUUAUAAAAUUAGUACAUGUGUUAAAGAAGUUGAAAAGGGUAAUCAAAAAAUGUACUAUAAAGAAGUAAAUGUUACUGAUGCAGAAGGCAAUGUAAAACAACACAGUGUUAGUUACAGUCAGUUUUUUGGCGAAAGAAUAAGAACGAAUAGUUCAAAACCAAUUGCACCUGUCGCAUCAGAUACAAAUAGCACUUUUAAAAAUCAUCGUUUAUCUCACCGUCGAAAAUAUUAG